Molecule: messenger RNA, 3151 nt
Organism: Cuculus canorus (common cuckoo)
Lineage: Eukaryota; Metazoa; Chordata; Aves; Cuculiformes; Cuculidae
Gene: MYLK3
Product: myosin light chain kinase 3
Exons: 13
Coding region: 332-2956 (874 amino acids)
Biological process (GO): intracellular signal transduction; protein phosphorylation; positive regulation of apoptotic process
Cellular component (GO): nucleus; cytoplasm
Molecular function (GO): ATP binding; protein serine/threonine kinase activity
Source: RefSeq, a predicted model, not a curated record
AGAGGUCUGCUUGGGUACUGGCAGUUGUUAAGAUGCUUGCCUAUCAACAGCCACUUGAGAAAGAAUUUUAAAUGGCUUUGUGACGUCAAGGAGGCCCAAGAAAACACAGUUUAGUGCCAAAUUACCUCCAGGCAGCGCACAGUAAGAAACAGAUAAGGGAGAAAUAAAUCUUUUGUGCAGUAGCUGCUUCAUGAUCUGCUCCAGUGACUGCGGUACGUGAGAGUGUGCUGUAGGAAUAGCUGAAGAUGAUGAAGUUUCAACCACUCAUUUUCUAAUUUAUGACUGAUGAAAAGCCUGCCUGAUCUAGCUGACAACCUGCUGUCUGGACAGAAUGUCUGCAGGUGGCUUGGACCUUGCAGAGGGAACUGCCCUGGCCAAGUUACAGCCUACAAAAGUGAACACUUUGAGUAUGAUGGACAAAAAACUGAGUCUCUUGAAUGAAAAAAUGGAUAAACUGUUGCAUUUCCAAGAAGAUCUGACAGACAAACUGCAGCAAGUUAACAAAGGCACUGAUGAUGUAGAAAAAGGCAUUACCAAGCUAACAGUAUCCCAAGCAGCUCCUGAUGAGACAGACGCGAUGAAAAAGGGCCUAAAGGUAUCGGACGGUGCUCAGCAGACUGAUGUCCAGAGCAUCUGCUCUGAAGUGUUGAAACUGAUAAAAGCUGCCCAGGUAGAUGCCUCGAAGCAUAGGGAAAGGCUGGCAAAGAUAGAGAGAAGGGUUGAUACGCUGGAUAAAGUUAUCACAUUUAUGGGAGAAAUAUUAAAAAACUCUAAAGUAGUGGAUUUUAUUCUCAAAGGCAUUGUGCCCUGGAAGAAGGGGAGUCUGCUGGAAAUCCUUGAUGAGGCAAAAGAUAAGCCUGAGGAAAGUGGUGCAAAGCCUAAGUAUGUGCUUAGUAACAGAGGAACCCAAACUGAAAGCAAGAAGCCUCUGGAAGAGACAAAAAGUGGGCAAAACCUGGAUGUACAAAAGAGAGCGUGUGGGAAGGUGGAUGCUUCUAGUGCCAUAGCACACAAAGCUGACUCCAAACCCCAAGUGAAAGAGAGGAGGGUGCAGCAGCAAGCAGCAGAAGGUGCUGGCAAAACACAUGGCUCUAAGAGCUGUCAGCAGCAAAAGGACAUAGGUGUCAAAGCUUUGAAUCAACACAACGGUCUUUCCUUCGUAAAUCAAGAUCAUCUAGGCAACCAAAAUGUUCCUGCUAAAGCACACGAUAUGGACAGGGCCCCCUGCCUGGAGGGGUGCCACGGCCAGCCUGUUCAUCAGCAGCUUGGAAAGAAUGAAAACAAGCCUCCACCGUCAAGUGUGGCAUCCCGAGAAGCUGUGCCCUCCACAUCCCAGGCUGUAUCUGACACAGGGUGUGAAGUGACACAUACCAGGGUGUCUGUCAACACACAUGUGACUGAAAUGAAAGAAGAGAUUGAGAGGACCAAGGAAGGAAACUUAAAGGAUCAGAGAGGUAAAGGUCCCAAAGUAAAAUCCCCAUCCUCCACACCAGCAGAAGUGCAAAGAGCCGAACAGCUGCCUGACAAAUUAAAACUUAAACUGAGUCCUAAAAACAUCAUCUCUGAGCCAGACCGAGAGGUGAAAGGGGACAAUAAGCAAAAUGAACCUGCAUCUCCAACAGGGAAACAACGGCCAUUACUGAGCAAGCCUGAACGAGGAAAGAAGGCUGACGAGAAAUCGGAUUUAAAAGGCAAGGCCAUAACCUCACCGAACACGUUUGUGAAGGAGCCUACGAAAGAUGUGAAGGUAGAAGUGGAAGUCCACCAAGAAAUAGCAAAAGCAGAGGAAUCCCAGGUGGAUACCAUCUCCAAGAGGAGAGAGUGUGAGUCUGCACCUGCAGGGGGAAGUGAAAGCGAUGCCUGGGCGUUUGCAGGGGUGGCACCAGAAAAGGCCGAGUCAUUGGGAGACAGCAAAGAGCUUCCCACACAGGAUGAAGCCAUCAUCGAUGACAGCCCUUCUCCUCCAGCUCCUUUCGAGCAUCGUAUUGUGAGUGUGAAGCAAACGGAGGUGACAACCUGCUUCUCGGUGUGUCGUCAUGAAGUACUGGGGGGGGGACGUUUUGGGCAAGUCCACAAGUGCACGGAAAUAUCAACUGGCCUCAGCCUGGCAGCUAAAAUAAUCAAAGUGAAAGGAGCCAAAGAGCGGGAGGAAGUAAAAAAUGAAAUCAAUAUCAUGAACCAAUUAAAUCAUGUGAAUCUGAUCCAGCUUUAUGAUGCUUUUGAAACCAAAAAUAACAUCACUCUGAUCAUGGAAUAUCUUGAUGGUGGUGAAUUAUUUGACCGGAUCACAGAUGAAAACUACAACCUGACUGAGCUGGAUGCGAUCCUGUUUACCAAACAGAUUUGCGAAGGUGUCCACUACUUGCACCAGCAUUACAUUCUGCAUUUGGAUCUGAAGCCUGAAAACAUACUAUGUGUAAAUCGCAGCGGAAACCAGAUUAAAAUUAUUGACUUUGGAUUAGCAAGGAGGUACAAACCUCGAGAGAAGCUGAAGGUGAAUUUUGGAACUCCAGAGUUCCUGGCUCCUGAAGUGGUGAACUACGACUUUGUGUCCUUCCCAACAGACAUGUGGAGCGUGGGCGUCAUCACAUAUAUGUUGCUUAGUGGCCUCUCUCCGUUCUUGGGAGAAACUGAUGCGGAAACAAUGAAUUACGUUGUCAACUGCAACUGGGACUUUGAUGCAGAAGCGUUUGAGCAGCUGUCAGAGGAAGCUAAAGACUUCAUUUCCAGAUUACUUGUGAAGGAGAAAAGCUGCCGGAUGAGUGCAACACAGUGUCUGAAGCACGAGUGGUUGAACAAUCUCCCUGACAAAGCCAAGAAGUCCAGGCUUCGCCUGAAGUCCCAGCUGUUGCUGCAGAGUUACUUCACUCACAGAAAAUGGAAGAAACAUUUCUAUGUGGUGGCUGCUGCGAACAGGCUGAAGAGAUUUCAAAGCACGGCUAUGAAACUUGCAUAAGCUUGUAUGAAGCGUCUGCCGCUCCUGGCGAUGGACAUGAAGCCAUGGAAGGACUCAGCAUCUUCAGCAACUUCUACCCCUUUGUUGUUAUAACAUAAGGCUUUGGAUCUGUCCUCUCAGAUGUUGUGUGUUAGCACCAAGGUUCCAGUAUGUGCCUCAAGGCAGAGGCACCGAAAUGAUUUCUAACCAGCAGAA